Molecule: messenger RNA, 768 nt
Organism: Opisthorchis viverrini
Lineage: Eukaryota; Metazoa; Platyhelminthes; Trematoda; Opisthorchiida; Opisthorchiidae
Exons: 2
Coding region: 1-768 (255 amino acids)
Source: RefSeq, a predicted model, not a curated record
AUGUACAGCUUAUAUAACCGACAUCAAAGCUGGGAUACACAGACAUACAUUAAUUACUUAUUCGCCGUUCAACAGCACCUAUUGUCUAACGUCAAACGACGUGCUCGACAACAAACGUUCCGUUCGGUCCCCGCCACUCAAAUACAUCUUCAAGUAUCAGGAGUUCGCAGUUCACAGCCGACACCCAACACAGGUUGUGAAACCUUUGUGGAACACCAUGCAGUAAGCUGUCAAAGGUCACAAACAGAAAGCAGACAACCCAGUCUGACACGUUCUAUUGGCCGUACUGAGCAGAUAAAGCAGACUAUUACAAAGCGAAACGCACGGAACAGGUUCCGAGAAAGUUCAAACUCUUUCAAUCGUCAUGAUGGCAAUCCGCAUGGUCGUGAAUAUUCAGAAACUGCCAGCCUCGCGCAUUCUGGCAUGCAAAAGUACAAAUUUCCCAAAUAUCGAAUGUACUUCUCACCUAGCUGCGAUAGAUCAACUACAUCAAGCGGGAACUCUGAUAAUCGGUAUCGUGAAGCUUCAACCACAGCACAUCAUCAUCAGAUAAGAAAAUCACAGUUGAUGGCGGCUGUCGAGAGGGUAUCACGUUAUCGUGAACGUAUGCAUCAUUAUGCUACAUGUGGUGGUCCGAUACAAAUGGAGGUUGUCUAUAAUUUGAACGAUGAAAAUCCGAAAACGAGUUCCCCUACCUACAUUUAUUUCGGUGCAUCAAGUAACCGAAGAGAGAUUCUAAGGUUACGACGAUUGGGCCUGCAAGUGUGA